This is a messenger RNA of Musca domestica (house fly), 6279 nucleotides long. Its product is annotated as myotubularin-related protein 14-like. Bases 1048 to 3510 code for a protein of 820 amino acids. Lineage: Eukaryota; Metazoa; Arthropoda; Insecta; Diptera; Muscidae. The transcript has 7 exons. The record is from RefSeq and is a predicted model, not a curated record. Gene Ontology annotation, biological process: dephosphorylation. Gene Ontology annotation, molecular function: phosphatidylinositol-3-phosphate phosphatase activity.
CGAUAGUGCCAUCGUUAGUUUACCAGCUCUAACAGUAGACGCGUUGUCAAAUUCGCUGUUUAUUAACAAAAAAUAUCUCAUCAAACGCCAUCAACAUAGUUAUUUAUUAUUUUGUGCGGGUGUGUAACGGAGCAGAAACAGAACAGAAUUGUUCUUGUGCAAAAUUUUUGCGUAUUUACUUUCUAAUAAAAAAAUAUAUAUGCGAACAUAGUUCACGUGAAAAGGCCCAUAGUUUAUUUGCGCAACAAAAAACACCCAAACGAUAAGGUUUUCGUUUUCGGAAGUUGAGGAGUAACCAAAAAAAAGUAAAGGAGACGGCAAGGCGUUUCGAUUUUCCACCACUAGCAGCCAAUGAAACAACAACAACCACAGUAACAAUCAUAAAAAAACAUCAACACAUCAUCAUAGCAUUCAUUUAAAAUACGCAAUAAACAAUACUAAUAAUAUUUGUGGCUGAUUUUAAUAUAGUUAGUUGAGUGUGUUCUUGUUGUUGUAGGCAAGCAGUCGUCGUCUUGUUAUUAUCUGUUUUGGGGGCAAAACUAGAAGGAAAAAAUAACAACAACAACUUAAAUAUUUUUCUCAUUGGCAUUGCUGGCUAAACAAAUUGAAAACGAAAACAACAAAAAGAAACCAAUUCAAAUGAAACAUCAAAAAGUGAAAAAGUGUAUAUGAAACAAAACAAAAUUAGCAACAACAACAACCACUCAAACAAAAAGAAAACGACAAGUGUGAUUUGUUUUUGUUGUCGUUGUUUAUUGUGUACGUGUGCAUCGGUUCGCUUUGCUCUAUGCUCUGACUGAAUGUGUGCGUCGUGUUUUAAUAGAUUAUUUAAAUGAACAAAUAUUUUACGCUGACAACAAAAACAAGGAAUAACAACAAAAAGCAGCAAAGAAUCGCAAAACAAAUACGAACAUAUAAUAACUACAACAAACAUUAGAAGCAAACAGCUGAAGGAGAAGAGAUAGGGAAAUAUAUUUUUGUACGUUGUUGCAUAAAUUAAAUGCAUCAUCAUCACAGACACCAGCAACAACAACCACCACCAGCACAAUGGCCAAUACGCAAGAAGUGACGCAAAAGGAUUUGCACGAUUUGUUAGAAAUUUUCGAAAGAAAAUCCUUCGAAGCAGGUCCAUGCGAGGAAGGUACAUUGGAAGAAGACAUUACGAAAAAAUGUGAAUUCCUAUUUAAACAAGACUAUUCCCUGAUCGAACUAGAAAAUACAAAUGGAAUCCUCAGUCCACGUUAUCCGGGUCGGAUUUUUAUACCAGAAUAUGAGCACAAUAGACCCAACAACAUGGCAUCUACGAUCACCGCCAACAAUACGAAUAUUUUCUCACAAAAUGCAACGCCACAGAAUAGCAGCAUAAAUGGAUUCCACCAUCAACAUCAUCUCCAUUAUGCGAAUAACUCAACAACAGCUAAUACCACCAGCAGUAAUGGUUCUAUGUCGUCGUUGUCGUCUUCAACGGCGACAGCACUCAAUAUGGGAACAGCCAAUAAUGGUAUACAUGCCUUUGUGACAUUUGCCAACGGGUCCAUGUCACAAACAACAACUAACGGAGUCCCCAACAACUUACCAACAGCAGCACCAGCACCGCCGCAUCCGUAUUUUUCCACACAAAUGCAAUAUCCUCAACAUUUAAUGCCACAAACAACACCAAAUACCAGCGUGGGGUUAAAUGGUGGUGGCGGCGGUGGCAAUGGCACCACAUCCACCUCAACAUCAUAUCAGCAUACCAUCUAUGAAGACUUGUAUGACGUCAAUAAGAUACGUGAACUCAUUACCAUGGCCAAAUAUGCACGGUGUCGUCAACGGUUUGCUGUUCCUGUGAUUAUGUAUCGUGGCAAGUAUAUUUGUCGAUCGGCCACCAUAUCCGUAAUGCCCGAAACAUAUGGACGCAAGGUGGUCGACUAUGCCUACGACUGUUUGAACGGCACAAACUACAGCGAUCGGGGGAAUCAUAUUGUCGACGAUGAGAACAACGACAACAAUGAAGACUCUUUGAUGAAUCAUGCCUUGAAUGAAUCUUCGCCUUUUUCAUACGAUGAAGUGAUUAAGAGUGACAUACAAUUGUUGAAUGCACUGAAUGUGUCGGCAAUUGUCGAUUUGAUGGUGGAAAAAAGGAAAAUCAAGUAUUUUAUGGCGGUCUCUUCAUCGGAAAAGGCUGAUCCAGAAAAUCACUACGAAGAAUUCAAUAUACUAUCGCUACCCUAUCCUGGCUGUGAAUUCUUUAAGAAAUUUCGUGACAAUAAUUAUAUGGCCAAGAAUCUAUAUUACAAUUGGAAACAAUCAUUUAAUGAUGCCAUUAUAAGUGUACCGAAAGUUGGUCCAACAGCUGAUUUGAAUAUUAACUGGAGUGACUACAAACAAUGGGAUUUGGUGCAAAUAACACAAAACUAUCUAAAGGCCUGCCUAAAAUAUAUACAAGAAGAAAAUUCAGGUCUUCUGAUACAUUGCAUUAGUGGCUGGGAUCGAACACCGCUGUUUAUAUCCCUAGUACGGCUAUCGCUAUGGGCCGAUGGUCUUAUUCAUCAGAAUUUAAAUGCUCUACAAAUGGCCUAUUUAACGCUGGCCUAUGACUGGUAUUUGUUUGGCCAUCAGCUGCCCGAUCGUUUGAAACGUGGCGAAGACAUAAUGUUCUUUUGUUUUCAUGUGCUUAAAUAUAUAACCGAUGAAGAAUUUAGUAUUGUAGAACAUAGGAAACGUACUAAAACCUCAAGUAGUAGUGGUAGUAGUGUUAUUGUUAUUAAGUCUGAUUGCUGUGAUGAUGAGCCACUUAAAGAAGACUUUAUAUUAAGUUACGAUCAAGACAGCAAUGAUAGUUUUUCUAAUAGUUCCAACUGUGAUAUGUCCAUAACGGAUAAUUUUUAUGCAACUUCUGCAACGACGACAACAACAAUGCCAACAGCCUCAGUAACAGCACAACAACAAAUGGUUAUGAAUCCUUUUACAAGUCGUUCACCGAAUCCUAAAAGAUCAAAAACUAGUCCUAUAUCAGUGCCAGGUGUUAGCGCUACACGUCAACGACAAGAGUCCACAUCAUCGAAUGGUAGUUGGCAAGUGGUUACCGACACCGGAUCAAUUGAUUCCAUGAUGAAUGGCAGUUAUAUGAUGCAUUUUAUAUCACAACAACAACCGGAUAAUAUAUCGAUAACAUCGUGUAACAGUGGUCACUACGUAAUGACAGGAAACGGAAGUACGACAGGAAAUGGCUACAAUUGCCAUUCAAAUACACCCAGUAAUGGCAGCAAUGCCAGUUUAAGUAGUAAUGGUAUAAACAAUGGCGGUAACGGUGGCGGUGCACUAAAUUUCCUAACGAAUGGUAUCAACGAUAAGGAUCUGAUGAAUGGUUCGAGUAAAACGUCAACAAUAAUGCGUAAAAAACGUUUAAAUGCCGUUAGAGCUAUUUUCAUACAGGCGUAUGGGAAAACUGUUGGCCUUAAGUUUAAAGAAGGUUCUGCCAUGAAUUUAGCCACAUUUAUUGGUACUUUAGCCGAUCAAUUAUUUUAGAAAUAAUGAGUGAAGGACGAUUGAUGAAAGAAGAUCCCAAAUCCAGUUGUCAUUUUGUUAAAGUACCUUAUUAUCGAUAACAUCAACAACAAUUACAUCCUCUAUCUACCUUUUCGUUCCUGCUAAACAUAUACAUAGAUACAUAUAUUUUUGUUUUGUUUUUAUUUUAUUUUUAUAUAUAUUUAAUUAUUUUUAAUUAAUUAUUGGUUUACAUCUAUGCGCGUUUGUAUAUCAUUUAAUUUUUAUUUUUAAUUGUGUUAAUUAGUUUGAAGUUUGUAAAAUAAUCAAAUAUAAGUUCAUUAGUAAUAAUAAUAUAUAAAUGAGAUGAAAAACGAUCAAGUUAAAGAAUAUUUUCACCACACGAAAGCGUAAAAUAAUGGAAUUUAGUAGACGCUUUACUGCUGGCGACAAUGACGACGAGGUUGUAAUAGCAAACUUUUUUUGUUUUGUAGAAAAAUACUUGUAUUUUGUUUAAGUUUAAAAGAGAAAAACAAAUCAAAUAAUGUAAACGAAAUUAAAUAUUUAUUUAUAGUUUUCGUAAAAUGUAAAAUAAUGAAUUCGUUUUUAAUUGAUUUUUAGUCUUUUUUGUUGGUAUUUUUAUUUAUUGCCAGUAUUGCUUGUGAAAAAAAAACUCUACAAUAUGAACAAUUUUAUUCUACUUAAUGAAAAUAAUCCAAUACCGAAUAAUCCGCCACUGAUAUUGAUAUACAUAAUUCGAUAUUAGUAUAAAUGUUAUUUAUAUAAUUUAUAAGAAGUCAAGUCUAACGAUUAUAAAAUCAUGGAAAGCAUAUUUUAUCUGUGAUUGAAAAUAACUAAAAUAAUUGAAACUUUGUCUGCCACGUUGUAGAAGCAGAACAAUAAUAAACAUUGUCCCACAAAAUACUUGCUCUGUUCCAGUACCUGCAAGAAUCACUAGUUUUGCAAUUUUUUUUUUUCGAUAUCAUAAAGGCAAAAUCGGUUAUGGUGGUAAAAACUUUUACAUUCUUGCAGUUCUGGAACAGACCAACUGUUUUGUCUAGGCAAUAUUUGUUGCUAUGUAACAGUUCUGCUAGGGUACUUUGGGUGGAGAGUACUUGGCGAGAAAAAUAAGUGGCUCCGGACCGUAGAUUCUACUGUCUAUUUAGGGGAGUCUCUGGACAGCAUAUUUUCCUAUUCAUAUAUUAGGUACGGUCAAAAUAUCAUUCUAUUUGAUCAUUUGACGGUUUUUAAACAUAGAUCAUACAUUUGAAUAUCUGAUCAAGUGUUUUUUGUGUGUUUUCAACCUAAUUUCCGAGCAGCCUCUGUGUCAGUUUCAAUUUUUUAUAGUUUUUUGAAAUCGUUACUACAGCAAUAUCACAAGUUUUUCAUAUGAAAUCUCUUAAAACAUUUGUCAGCUUUACAAUAUCCAGGACUCCCAUGUUGAGUUAGCGUCUAAGACAACCUACACCACAAUUGAAAUGUUCUGAAGAGGAAUUUGGAGUUUAUGUUCAGUAGCCUCGAGAAAAAAAAAAUUUAAAGGCAAUAUUGAGAAGCCAGAUAAUGGUCCGUUGAUAACCAAAUGGUGAACAAAAUAUGAUCAGUACGAAAUAUUUUAUUUCCGUAAGACAAGCUUUAUAAAAUCGUAACAGAUCAUCUUGCAAGAUGUUUGUAGAGUUGAUAAGCGCAAAUCAGAAUAAACCAUUUGAAGAAGUUUUGGAUCCUUUACUCGUCUCCUAUUAGUUUAAGUAUUUUUUAAAAUGCUUUGGAUGGGAUUGAAUUGCUUCACUCGGAGACCUUUGGUCCAUCGUGUUGAUCCAAGGACGAAAUGAGAAAUUUGGGAAUAGGAAAGAUGUAGAAGCUGUGAAUUGUGGCACAUUAAGUGUUCAAUUGUAUCAGAUUUGAACUUCUAAGCCGUAUAGUGAAGCCCACACAAGUUUUAAGGAGGAGUUUAUUCGAGAGGGUGGAGAAAUGUUUGGCAGUUCCAAAUUGCCUUUGACACCCUACAUUCAGUCGAAUUUACACAUUUUCACUAAACUGUUUUUAUCAAUUGAAUCAAAUGGAACAAUGGCUUCACCAAGUUUUUGACUCACACGCGUAAGUUGUCUAUUCAUCUGCCAAUUUGUUUCCUAAUAUGCGAACUUUUAAUGCAUCUAUGCGUUGUAGUAAACGGAUAGCCAAUUCAAUGAUUCCAUUAGUCAGUUGUCUACUGAUUGCAAAGAUGACCACUUGAAAUAUGUCGCAGUUGUCCGAAGUCUUGGAUGCAUUGCUGCAUCUGAAUUGUUUAGUGUCUAGAAAUGCGUGAUGAGGUCCAAACUUUCUUACAAGAAUUCAGUGAAUAGCGUGUGACUCAUCACCAGGUUUAUGACUCCUAGGCCUGCUAGAUCUAACGUUGCUCUACAUAUUUUGUUUCUCGUCCACAUCCUAGAAAUUAUCGAUGAUUAGAAAUCUGCUUCCAUAACGUUUUCGGUCACCAUCAGUUUCCAGUGCAACGAUAACCUAGUACAGAAGAUUAUCAGUCAGACUAACGGAUGUGUUUGAUGCUGUAUAAUCCAGUAAUUUUCUUUCCACCGGAAGUAUCAAUCAGGCUUUUUCAAAACAAAUCCUGAACGGAUAGUUCAAAUUGGUCCCAAGUUAACUUUUGGUUAUAUUCAGCACAAUCACAAUGAUUUUCCACGUAUACUUUUCUAUGCUAAACAAGCUUAUAAGUUUCCUACUUUCGUGCAUAAAUCAUUAUACAAUAACUUAAAGACACCAACAAUGUAAUUAAUUACUGUCAUAAAUAAAAAUGUUUAAAACACCCUUAAGUAGUAA